UGCUGGAAUACCAUCACCUGUCAUGACGUAGACUGGACAACAAACUACGUUUGGAGAAGAGAAAUCGAAACUUAACCACACUGAGGUGGAAAUCGAAAGCUAUAAAAAGUGGGAGGGUGCGAGUGUUCAGACUAUAUAAACAAAGCCAGCUGAGUUUGAGCAUCUUCACCUGAAAACCUCAACUCUGAGAACUACUUUUGAUCAAAACUCGUCACCAGAUUGCUUCAAUCAUGGAAAUAACCGUCGCUAUGCUGAACGGGACGCAGCGUACAAUGGUUGUGCCUCCAGACGCCACUGUUGGAUCCCUAAAAGCUCUGAUCGAGACCCAGAUGGGAGUCCCAGCUGCGACCCAGCGGCUGGCCUAUGAUAACUGCCAGAGGGUCCCGUUGACCGACGACACCCUCUCUCUACAGUCCUACGGACUCCGCGCCGGGUCCCGGGUGUCCCUGCUCAUCACGCAGCCCCCGCAGCCCCCGCAGCCCGCCACCAUCGAGGUGUUCCUCAGAAACGAGAGGGGGCAGACGAGCACUUAUCGGGUCAAGCCCGACGAGACCGUCAACGACUUCAAGAAGAAAGUCGAGCACCGGGAGGGAGUGCCGGCGGGCCAGCAGAGGCUCGUCCACCAGAGCCGGGAGAUGAUGACCGGAACUCUGGCGGACUACGGAGUGAAGAGCAUGAGCACCAUCGACAUGAUGUUCCGCCUGAGAGGAGGCGGCGGCACUCACCUCCACUGUUGAUUUUGUUAAUUUUACAGUUUUUUUUUUAAAUAUGUAUGUUUUAUGUGUAGUUAAGAAAUAAUAAUAAAACUAACAAAGACAA
Molecule: messenger RNA, 819 nt
Organism: Oryzias melastigma (Indian medaka)
Lineage: Eukaryota; Metazoa; Chordata; Actinopteri; Beloniformes; Adrianichthyidae
Product: polyubiquitin-B
Exons: 2
Coding region: 231-737 (168 amino acids)
Biological process (GO): proteasome-mediated ubiquitin-dependent protein catabolic process
Cellular component (GO): nucleoplasm; cytosol
Molecular function (GO): ubiquitin binding; polyubiquitin modification-dependent protein binding; proteasome binding
Source: RefSeq, a predicted model, not a curated record